Daldinia decipiens is the source of this 494-nucleotide messenger RNA. RefSeq lists its product as uncharacterized. The transcript is spliced from 2 exons. NCBI's taxonomy places the organism in Eukaryota, Fungi, Ascomycota, Sordariomycetes, Xylariales, Hypoxylaceae. The record is from RefSeq and is a predicted model, not a curated record. The coding region runs from base 97 to 483 and encodes 128 amino acids.
AGACAACAAAGCAUUCGACAACUCAUACACACACGUUCUUGACAUCACCAACACCAUCUACUCAAUUCCAACCCCUCCUAAACCAUUACAGCAAAAAUGCAGUUCACCACCUUCCUCGCCGCUGCUGCCGCCCUCGCUUUCGGCGCUAACGCCAACGCCGUCCCCCGUGACGGUGCCCGUCUCGCCCAGUUCCGUAUCUUCAGUGCUGAGGGUUGCAGCGAGCUGAACCAGGGUUUCUACACCGUCGACGCGUCCGACGCCAACGCUUGCAAGACCUUCGAUGGCGGGCCCACUUCCCCCGUUGUUAAGUCCGUCGUCUUGGAGGCUAUGAACAGCCCCGCCGCCGACAGCUGCAGCUUCUACGUCUUUACUAACAACAUCUGCACCUCUGGCACCACACGUCUCGAGACUAGCGCUUGCAGCAACGUGCCCCCGCCCAACGCCAACUGGGCAUCGUGGAAGAUUAUCUGCUCUGAUGUCUAGUUCCGUUCGUC